AUGAUGUCGACGAGUCUCCACCAAUACGAGCAGUUUCCUCCACCAAUGCAGCAUCAACACCACUAUGCUGCCCAGCACAUGGGCCCUUCGCCGCUCGAUACAUUGGCCCAUACUUCACAGUACGCACUGCAGUUCCAUCAAAACCGACAUGUCCUUCAGCCGGGCAAGGGCCUCGUCAAGCCGCACCGCCUAUCCUACGCCAACGGACCUCUUGCUGCAGCUCCUCGCAGCCAACGUGAUGCGAUGCUCCACGAGCGGGCAGGACGAGGUGCUGCCGCUGCAGGACCAGUGCGACGCAGAAUCAGCCGAGCGUGUGAUCAGUGUAAUCAGUUGCGGACAAAGUGCGAUGGCAAGGCACCUUGCGCUCACUGUAUAGAAUUCGGUCUAUCAUGCGAGUACAUGCGCGAGCGCAAGAAGCGCGGAAAGGCAUCACGAAAGGACCUUGCUGCAGCAGCCGCUGCGGCAGUAGCAAAUGGCUCCGCUCCACCAUCUGGCGAAUCCACGUCCGGGAGCCCUCAAUCACGCGGGACUGUCCUUCCUGACGACCAGAAGGAAUCCUCACCGACUGUCGAGCUGCCCGAAGGCCAGCGACCUCUACCAGACUUGCCUCCACCCAACCUCCCACAGCCUGGGAGGUCCGCCAGCAUUGCCACGACCCGUGACAUAGAUAGCGCCGGCAUGUUUCAAGGUGUCAAUCCGGUAUCCCGGACCAUGAGCAUGAGCGCCAUCGACUCCAUCCCAGAGAAUCAAAUCAGCGAAAGCAUUCACCAUCCCAUGCAGCCACCGCGCAUUCAGACCCAAGGCUUGCCAAUGCACAACCACUCAAUUCCAGAAUAUGCCUCUAUGGACGACUACAACCGUGCGUACCAGCAACCUCACCAGAUGAUGCACCCCAUCAUUCCCUCCAACAUGCCAGAUUAUGCACAAAGUCCUUACGAGAUGAUGAGCCCACAGAGCGCACAAGGGACUGCAAACUCGUACAGGAUGGCCCAUGGCGAAUCUCCGUUGCCGGGCUACAUUACGACCUCACCUGUAACUGGAUCGCCAGGCUGGCUGUCACUGCCGUCUCCUUCUACGACUAUAUACCCGAAUGCACACCCACCGAGUUCCCAACAACUGCGAUACCCGGUUCUUGCGCCCCUGGUGCCUCAUCUGACGAACAUCAUGCCCGUAUCUCUUGCCUGUGAUUUGCUGGAGCUCUAUUUCCAGAGCUCCAGUACUGCUUUCAUGCAGCCCACAAGCCCGUAUGUGCUGUGUUACGUGUUCCAGAAAGAAUCGUUCUUGCGGCACAAUACCCCACGCGUGUGUAGCCCAGCACUACUCGCUAGCAUGCUCUGGAUCGGAUGUUUGACAAGCGAAUCGCCCUACCUAGCGUCGUCACCAUCCGCACGAAGUCAAUUAUCGGAGAAACUCAUCAACUUGACCAUUUCCCUCCUCAAGCCUUUAGUGCACCAAUCACAAGGUGAAGAUGCAAGUCCGACAUUCAGCUCCGGUGCAACAAUGAACAACUUUGGCAUCUCGACACAAGAUCCGGAACUAGGACUACCUGGCGAAGGUAUUUGGCAAAGAAGCUAUGCGGCUAGCUCUGCCGGCGCUCCAGGUGGCAUUGAUGAUGUCUGCACGUACGCUAACCUUGCAGUCGUCAUAAGCGCCAGCGAGUACAAGGCGGCGUCGCUGCGGUGGUGGAACGCUGCGUGGAGUUUGGCUAGGGAGUUGAAACUUAGCAAGGAGGUGCCGUUGACGCCACCGCCGGAGGAGAAUCCAGAUGCCCGAUCCGACCUUGACUCAGCACACGUUGGUGGCUCCUCGUCUGGACAGAACGCUCCAGCCAACCUCACCGAGGAGCAACGAGAAGAGCGACGUCGAGUUUGGUGGAUGCUGUACACCGUGGAUCGGCACCUGGCGUUAGCCUACAACAGGCCAUUAUCGCUACUCGAUAUCGAGUGCGGCGAUUUACAGACACCUGUUUCUGAUGAUGUAUGGCAAAAUCCGGCUCUCUUUGCAAACUCCGCUCAAUCAUUUUCAGAUCCUACCGUUCGACGAAGCACAGGACCCAUAUAUGAGUGCACUGGGACAUCCACAUUUGGAUUCUUUCUCCCUCUGAUGAGCAUAUUGGGCGAGAUUGUCGAAGUCCACCAUGCAAGAAAUCAUCCUAGAUUUGGUUCGAAGACCAACUGGGACGACCAUGCCGCAGAAAUCACCCGGCAGCUAGAGGCGUAUGGCCAUUCGCUUCGCGAGUUGAAGGCAAGAGCUAUCGCAGAGGCAAACGCAGAAGUUCAGGAACCCAUACACCCAGGCACACCAUCAGCUCGAUCAGUAAACUCUACGACAUCUAGAGCUCAGGAAUCGCUCAUGCGCGCGAGAAUCGUUGUCGCCUAUGGCACGCACAUCAUGCAUACUCUCCAUAUUCUACUGAACGGCAAAUGGGAUCCUAUCUCGUUGUUAGACGACAAUGAUCUCUGGAUAUCAUCCCAGAGCUUUAUCGACGCCACCGGACACGCUGUCGCCGCCGCCGAAGCACUCAACGAAAUUCUGGAACUCGAUCCUGAUCUCAGCUUCAUGCCGUUCUUCUUUGGAAUCUACCUCCUACAGGGGAGCUUCCUAUUGCUUCUCAUAGCCGACAAGUUGCAAGGCGAAGCCAACCCCAACGUCGUCAAAGCUUGCGAGACAAUCGUACGAGCGCAUGAAGCGUGCAUCGUCACCCUCAACACCGAGUACCAGAGAAAUUUCCGGAAGGUGAUGCGCUCGGCUUUGCAGCAGGUGCGGGGGCGCGGCAUGGACGAAAAUGCCGAGUUCGCGCAGCUGCGGCGUCGCGAAAUGCUCUGCCUGUACCGCUGGAGCGGCGACGGGACGGGUCUUGCGCUGUAG
Didymosphaeria variabile is the source of this 2868-nucleotide messenger RNA. RefSeq lists its product as uncharacterized. Gene Ontology annotation, biological process: regulation of DNA-templated transcription; DNA-templated transcription. Gene Ontology annotation, molecular function: DNA-binding transcription factor activity, RNA polymerase II-specific; zinc ion binding; DNA binding. Bases 1 to 2868 code for a protein of 955 amino acids. The transcript has 4 exons. The record is from RefSeq and is a predicted model, not a curated record. NCBI's taxonomy places the organism in Eukaryota, Fungi, Ascomycota, Dothideomycetes, Pleosporales, Didymosphaeriaceae.